AUGGUGGAGGAGGUGGCUGGUCGCAAGGGAUUCCCUCAUGUGAUUUACGCUCGUCUUUGGAGGUGGCCUGAUCUUCAUAAAAAUGAACUCAAGCAUGUUAAAUAUUGUCAGUAUGCUUUUGACUUAAAAUGUGACAGUGUCUGUGUAAAUCCUUACCAUUAUGAGCGUGUAGUAUCACCUGGCAUCGAUCUCUCAGGAUUGACACUACAGAGUUCAACUCCAUCAAGCAUGUUGGUGAAAGAUGAAUAUGUUCAUGACUACGAGGGGCAGCCGUCUUUGUCAUCUGCUGAAGGCCACUCAGUCCAAACCAUCCAGCAUCCGCCAAGUAACAGAGCAUCUACAGAGCCUUACAGCACCCCAGCCAUGUUAGCUCCUGCUGAGGCCAGCACUACCAGCACCACUAACUUUCCCAACAUUCCUGUGGCUUCAACAAAUAGUACUACAACUUGGACUGGAAGUCGGACGGCAGCCUACACACCUACCAUACCUCACCACCAGAAUGGCCAUCUUCAGCACCAUCCACCUAUGCAUCCUGGACAUUACUGGCCAGUUCACAAUGAACUUGCAUUCCAGCCUCCUAUAUCAAAUCAUCCUGCUCCAGAAUAUUGGUGUUCAAUCGCAUACUUUGAAAUGGAUGUGCAAGUUGGGGAAACAUUUAAGGUUCCUUCAAGCUGUCCAAUUGUUACUGUUGAUGGAUACGUGGAUCCGUCUGGAGGAGACCGUUUUUGCCUGGGCCAGCUUUCCAAUGUGCACAGAACAGAAGCCAUUGAGCGAGCGAGGUUGCACAUAGGUAAAGGAGUGCAGCUGGAGUGCAAAGGAGAAGGUGACGUGUGGGUGAGGUGCCUAAGUGACCACGCAGUCUUUGUCCAGAGCUACUACCUGGAUAGAGAAGCAGGGCGGGCACCAGGCGAUGCUGUUCACAAGAUUUACCCAAGUGCAUAUAUCAAGGUUUUUGAUUUACGACAGUGUCACCGUCAGAUGCAACAACAGGCUGCCACUGCCCAAGCUGCUGCUGCUGCUCAGGCUGCAGCAGUAGCAGGAAACAUCCCUGGACCAGGAUCAGUAGGUGGAAUAGCCCCAGCCAUUAGUUUGUCAGCUGCUGCUGGAAUUGGUGUAGAUGACCUUCGACGCUUGUGCAUUCUCAGGAUGAGUUUUGUAAAAGGUUGGGGACCUGAUUACCCAAGGCAGAGCAUCAAAGAGACACCCUGCUGGAUUGAAAUCCACUUGCACCGGGCCCUGCAGCUUCUCGAUGAAGUUCUCCACACCAUGCCGAUUGCAGACCCACAACCUUUAGACUGAGAUCCCUCUGCUGCAUUGCUGUGGGCCAUUAUAUUGUGAAGAUGGUGGAUUGUAAAAUACAAUUCUGUUUAUAACCUAAAGAUAUAUUUUACCUUUGUUCUGCUUAAUCUUCUAAAACCAGGUUUUAAAAAUGUGUUUGCCACCUUGCUCUUAGCAGAAAGUAAUUGAACAUGCAGAAGUUGGAUUUUGGUUAUUUUCAGAAAUUAACUGUCAUAAUAUAUGGCUCAGGGCUUAAAGUAAAGGGCGAAUGCCUUAUAGAGACUUCACAGUACUGGAUUUGUUCCCUUUGAAGCUUUUCCUCUCUAUCAUGGCAACUUGAUGCUAAGCCUCACAGGAGCCUUUUGUAUGCAGAAUAUAUAUUAUAUAUAUAUAUUUAUAUCUGAAAAUUCCUUCUAAUAGUUAUAAACACUUACCUUAUAGCAACUUUUAAAUUUCAACUGAUGUUCUUUUUGGAGAACAAGAGUUAACAGAAGACUUCAUUUUGUUGACCGUCUUGUUAUGAUUUUUUCCAGAUUAAAAGGUAGAAGUUGCCAAAAAAGAGGGAUGAGACAUACAUUGUUUGGCAAUGAUGAGAAAUAAAAAGGAAAAGAAAGUUGCUUUUCCUUCGCUAGUUUUUAAAAGGAUAUCUUAGAUUUUUAUUUAUAUAGACACGUGAGUUUUGAAACACUAAAACGAAUGGGAUACUUUCAGUGCUGGCACUCAGUUUAAAUAUAACAAGAAAUACCCAGUCUGCAAAGUUGCCACUUAAAUUGCUUAACGAAUACCUAAUGGCAGGAAGAUAUUUUCAUAAUUACUACUGACUUCUAUGAUCUUAUUCAAGUAAAACUUGGAAGGUAUUUUAAAAAGUUGCAUGACUCUUUACUUGCAUAUACCAUUAAAUCAUGUAUCAAUACUUAGGAUCCAGUUUUUGUAUCUGUUCACCAUUUCCACUCAGGGCAAGAUGGCAAACUUGUUUUUAUACCUCUUGGUUAUUUUAAGCUCUAUGCCAUCAAAGACUGUAUCAAUUGGCAAUGACUUUGUAUAGAGAUUUUAUAGUAGAAAAAAACUGCAGAUGUACUGACUGUAUGACAGCUACAAUAUGUAUGCUUUCUCUCUAGUUAAUAGUAUAAAUAAAAUUAUGUAAACCCUGA
Messenger RNA from Tinamus guttatus (white-throated tinamou), 2429 nucleotides. Lineage: Eukaryota; Metazoa; Chordata; Aves; Tinamiformes; Tinamidae. The record is from RefSeq and is a predicted model, not a curated record.